AUGUCUGAUAAUAAUAGUGAAAUUAUUUCCACUAAGCAUAAAAGCAAAACCAAAGAAAAAAAUAAUAUAACAUCUAAAAAACCUAGAAAAAUAUUAACUGGUAAGCAAAAAAAAAUGUUAUAUCAAUUUGCACAAGAUAAUCCAAACUUUACUCAACAAGAAUUGACAGAUAAAUUUGAAAUCGGUCGAACAACCGUAGCUGAUAUUCUUGCACAAUCAUUAUAUUGGCUUGGUCUAGAUAAAGAAAAAAACUAUUUAAUAAUUACAGUGUUAAUUUUACAAGAAAAGGCCAAACAGGUUGUAGCAACUUUAAAAAUUCAAAAUUUUGCU
This is a messenger RNA of Dentiscutata heterogama, 330 nucleotides long. Lineage: Eukaryota; Fungi; Glomeromycota; Glomeromycetes; Diversisporales; Gigasporaceae. The record is from the annotation of a GenBank genome assembly.